This is a messenger RNA of Cylicocyclus nassatus, 818 nucleotides long. The record is from the annotation of a GenBank genome assembly. NCBI's taxonomy places the organism in Eukaryota, Metazoa, Nematoda, Chromadorea, Rhabditida, Strongylidae.
AUGAUUCGGAACGCCGUACGAGCCGUGUGCCGAUCUGGAAUGGCCGUUAAAGCUGUUCGACCAUUGUCUACCACUCCCAUACUUCAGACUGUCCGGCCACUCGGCCCAAAAUGUAAACUACCAGAGUUUCAAACCACCGCAGUGGUUGAUGGCGAUUUCAAGACUGUUUCUUCCAAAGAUUACAAGGGAAAAUGGCUUAUCAUCUUCUUCUAUCCACUUGACUUCACCUUCGUAUGUCCCACAGAAAUUAUCGCAUUUGGAGAUCGUGCUGAGGAGUUCCGAAAACUCGGAUGUGAAGUCGUGGCUUGCUCCUGCGACUCUCAUUUCUCUCAUCUUGCUUGGGUGCAGACUCCACGUAAAGAAGGAGGACUAGGCGACAUGAACAUUCCGAUUCUUUCUGAUUUUAGCAAAAAAAUCGCCAGGAGUUUUGGAGUGCUAGAUGAGGAUGCAGGUGUCUCGUUCCGCGGACUUUUCCUCAUAGAUCCCAAUGGCGAAGUUCGUCAUACUACUUGCAAUGAUUUGCCCGUUGGUCGUUCAGUAGACGAAGCAAUGCGUGUGCUGAAAGCUUUCCAGUUUGUUGACAAACAUGGAGAAGUCUGUCCUGCUGAUUGGCAUGAUGACUCACCAACUAUUAAGCCAGGAGUAAAAGAGAGCAAGGACUACUUCUCGAAGGUCAACAAGUAAUGAAGUAGCAAAGAAUAUACCUCCUGUGGAAAAGAAGAGUAGAAUUAGAUUUGUGCGUGCUUUUCAAGUUGUCAUCUCAGAUUGUGUUUGUCUCAUUCCUCUAUCAUACGACUAAUAAAUGUUCCGUAUGAACA